This is a messenger RNA of Stegastes partitus (bicolor damselfish), 2601 nucleotides long. It is a transcript of the gene gnsb, whose product is annotated as glucosamine (N-acetyl)-6-sulfatase (Sanfilippo disease IIID), b. Gene Ontology annotation, molecular function: glycosaminoglycan binding; N-acetylglucosamine-6-sulfatase activity. NCBI's taxonomy places the organism in Eukaryota, Metazoa, Chordata, Actinopteri, Pomacentridae. The coding region runs from base 133 to 1689 and encodes 518 amino acids. The transcript has 13 exons. The record is from RefSeq and is a predicted model, not a curated record. Gene Ontology annotation, biological process: glycosaminoglycan metabolic process.
UGUGACUUCGCUCUUUCCCCGUCAAAGCAGCACGUCUUCGCCCUGAGCAGGAAUCGAAACCGGACUUGAUCUCAACUACCGCGGCGGUCGUGUAGCAGCAGGACCGGCGCUGUGCUGGUUUUAGUGGUUCCGAUGGCAGGUCUGAGGAGCGAAGGUGGAGCACCGACCGGCCGGCGGACAGCACUGCCGGCUGGCCUUGCUCUCCUCCCGCUGCUGCUGCUCACCUGCUGCGUCAGGUGUGCAGAGAGCUCCAAGCCGAGCAACAUCAUCCUGGUGCUGGCCGACGACCAGGACGUUCAGCUGGGGGGGAUGACGCCGAUGAAGAAAACAAAAGCUUUAAUAGGAGCUGCAGGAGCAACAUUUCUGAACGCUUUCACAGUCACACCGUUGUGCUGCCCCAGCAGGGCCAGUAUCCUGACAGGUCGCUACCCUCACAACCACGAGGUUAGGAACAACUCUCUGACCGGGAACUGCUCCAGCACUCUGUGGCAGAAAGGGCCUGAGGCCAACGCCUUCCCUGUCUACCUCAGCAAGCAGAAAUACCAGACAUUCUUCGCCGGGAAAUAUCUUAACCAGUAUGGCAAGAAAGAAGCCGGAGACGUCAGCUAUGUUCCACCUGGCUGGGACCAAUGGCAUGCACUGGUGGGAAACUCACAAUACUACAAUUACACACUGUCAGUCAACGGGAAAGAGGAGAAGCACGGUGACAGUUAUGAGAAGGACUACCUCACGGACCUCAUAGUGAACCGGUCCCUUCGUUUCCUGGAUGACAGAAGUCCUCAGCAUCCGUUCUUCCUGAUGCUGUCCCCUCCGGCUCCUCACUCGCCCUGGACGGCAGCGCCUCAGUACCAAAAGAAGUUCAGUAAUGUUCAGGCCCCUCGAGACGGCAGCUUUAACAAGCUGGGGAAGGACAAACACUGGCUACUGCGUCAGCCGGUCAACCCCAUGCCCAACAGCUCGCUCACCUUCCUGGAUGAUGCCUUCAGGAAAAGGUGGCAGACUCUGCUGUCUGUGGACGACAUGGUAGAGACGCUCGUGAAGAAACUGGACAGUAUGAAGGAGCUGGACAACACCUACAUCUUCUACACCUCAGACAACGGCUACCACACAGGUCAAUUCUCGCUACCCAUUGAUAAAAGGCAGCUGUAUGAAUUUGACAUUAGGAUCCCGCUCAUGGUCCGCGGUCCUGGCAUCAAACCGAACCAGACGCUGCAGGCUCUGGUACUUAACAUCGAUCUGGCUCCCACCAUACUAGACAUAUCUGGUAUGAACCUGUCAACUGUGAAUGUAGAUGGACAGUCCUUCCUUGCUCAGAUGGCUCCAUCACUACGUAAUGGAACGGCACGGCCAUUUUUCCUGGUUGAAUACACCGGAGAAGGACAUCCAACCACGGACCCUGCCUGUCCUAAACUGGGCCCUGGACUGUCUCAAUGUUUCCCAGAUUGUGUGUGUGAAGAUGCCUACAACAACACAUAUGCCUGCGUCAGGACCCUCGACAGCCAACACAACCUGCAGUAUUGCGAGUUUGCGGACAGCGAGUCCUUUGUGGAGGUGUAUAACCUGACGUCAGACCCGCACCAGCUGGAGAACAUUGUAAAGAAGGUGGAUCCGACUGUCCUACAGGCAAUGAACCAGCGGCUCAUCAAGCUGCAGUCCUGCAUGGGUGACAGCUGCCGUGACACCAGUUAGCAUGGAGGGAUGCCGGCGAGGAGGCUGCCAAACACAGAAGACCGCGUUGUACUGAGAGCAGACGGUGGGGUCGGUUUGUCUGAACUUUUACCACAAGUAUGAUGUCGUGUUUGACAAGGAAAAACACAAGUGUAACUAAUGAAAUAAGUCACAGCUGAGUUCCAUUUUUGCUGCUUCAGUGCCAGAGCCCUGGUGUUGUGUAGAACUGAGUCAUUUGAUCUGUUGAUGAUAUUUAGAUGUUUGUGCAGCAAAUAUGAAUCCUGGCUCUGUUAAUCUGAACACAAGCUGGAUUCUAAACAUGAGAAAUCACUGUUUGAAUAGGACUUGCAUGCAGGACUGCUUCUUAGACUGGUUCAGUAAUGGAACAGAGUAAAACUGUGAUUUGUCGUUUUAAUACUGUGUGGACCCUCAGCCACAUUUCUAUUUAUAACACCUGAACUUUUCCUUUUCUAUUGUUGCUGUUCAUCUGAGCUGUGCUCAUUUAUUUAAUCCUUUAAAGAGUUUAUUAUAGUUUCUUUUAAGUAGGGGUUGACUGAUAUGACUUUUGCAGGGCCACUACAGAUUAUUAGUAAUCAAGGAAACCAAUAAUCAGUGUUUGAGACUGUUAUCAUUUGCAGGAAUAAUUAAAAUUAUUGUCAAAGUUAGAAUACCAGUGCCAUUCGUUUUGAAAGGAAUGCUGUCUUUAAAAAAUGCCAAAGUAACAACAUUUAUCAGAGCCAGAAACUGUAAAAAAAGAAAGAAUGGAUGGAUUUGAAUUAUUCUUAUGAGUCUGGAACUACUAAUCUGUAAUUUGCCAUUACAUCAGGACACGUAACUUAGUCUGAGCCUGAAAUUGUGAUAUUUCAUCAAAAUCACUUUUUUCUAUUUGUCUUAUUUAAAAGCUUGCAAGUAAUAAAUCGUUUACACUAACCA